AGUCUCCGUGUAAACACAGUCCAAAGCGAACCGUCUCUUCUCUCUCACUCACAGCCGGUCAGUUACACUUUGACUUCAUCACUAGUCUUAUAGAUGGGUCAUUGAUCAGGUCAGCUGACUGUGCUGGUUCCACCUUAACUCACCAACAGCCUGCAUGUUAGCCAGGAUCUUUACUGGGACGUCUGAAAUGUUUCCUCCUCCACAGCUCCGUGAGGUCUCCACGUUAUGAGGUCAACUCUUGGCCCAUGGGGUUUGUUUGGCAGCCAUCUUGAACUGAUGUCCACGCUCCUACAUAAAGCACAAGUCGACAAGUCUUCUCAAGCUGAAAAUCACAAGCUGCAAACAAGACAAAUGUGGGGAGCGUGUCCAGCUCCUCGGGCAGAGGUUUGUCUGCUCAUCUGUGGAGUUCCAAGACAAAGGGACAUCAUCUGAACCAAAGACAGGACACUGGACCAAGUCCUCAUCCCUGAGACACAAGAUGGACAAAACACCUGGACAACAUCUGGACAAUGGAGGCCAUUAAAGAGUGAAAGAAAAUGACCUAAGAGUCCAGAAGCAUCUGGACAAGACAUAUCAAUCAGACAGUAAAGACACUGAGGACAGCAGACUGACAUCUGGACAGUAAAGAUACUGAGGACAGCAGACUGACAUCUGGACAGUAAAGACACUGAGGACAGCAGACUGACAUCUGGACAGUAAAGACACUGAGGACAGCAGACAAAGAGGGUCGGGGGAGGGGAGAAUGGGAGGAGCAGUGUGUAAAGAGGAGGUGAAGGAGGAGAAGAGAAGGAGCGAGGGGAGGGAGGACAGUCUGACAUCAGUGGACAGAAUCCGUCGAUUCACCGUCAGACAGUUUGGAUAUAACGUCCUGAGUCUGGCUCGCCGAGGACUGAAGGAGGUCCCAGAUGAAUUGUGGGAGCUGUUGGAGUUAGAGAAGCUGAAUCUGUCUCUCAACAGUCUGAAGGUUCUCCCUUCUCAGCUGGCUCUGCUCUCCAACCUGGUUGUCCUCAACCUGUGGGGCAACCAGCUCAGCAGCCUGCCAGCAGAGAUCGGACAGCUGAGGAGACUACGCGUUUUAUUCGCCUACAGAAACAGACUGACUGAAGUCCCUGAGGAGCUGGGAGCCUGUACACAGCUGGAGGUCCUGAGUCUGGCCAACAAUCAGCUGUCCUCGCUGCCUGCUUCUCUCUCCAACCUGACUCGACUGAGGAAACUCAACCUGAGUCACAACCACAUCGCUCACGUCCCGGGCUGCAUUUACAACAUGAAGGCUCUGGUGUUCCUCCACCUGGCCUAUAACCGUCUGGAAAAUCUGGCAGAGAACAUCCAGGCUCUGGUGGAGCUCAAGAUCCUCAUUGUGGAGGGAAACAGCCUCCACUCUCUGCCUAAAGCUCUCUGCUGCCUCACCAGUUUGGAGCUGCUGAAUCUGGACUUUAACGACAUUAAAGAUGUUCCACAGGAGAUGCACCAGUUGUCUCGACUGGAGAAGUUGGCCUGCCAUCCUCUGGAUAAAGGACUCCACAUCGUCCACAACCCGCUGCUGAAGCCUGUGAAGGAGGUUCUGGAGGGUGGGCUCAGCGCACUCUUCAACUACCUGAGGGCUGGCGGCUGCUCGGUAAACGGAGUCAGUCUCUCUCAGGUCUGAAGAGAAACGGAGGAAAAAGAAGCGGAGAGAGCGUCAGUCAGUCCGUCUGUCCGUCAGCCCCACAGCGACAGA
Messenger RNA from Epinephelus fuscoguttatus (brown-marbled grouper), 1717 nucleotides. RefSeq names its product leucine-rich repeat-containing protein 30-like. NCBI's taxonomy places the organism in Eukaryota, Metazoa, Chordata, Actinopteri, Perciformes, Serranidae. Bases 743 to 1645 code for a protein of 300 amino acids. Gene Ontology annotation, molecular function: protein binding. The record is from RefSeq and is a predicted model, not a curated record. The transcript is spliced from 10 exons.